AUGGGGUUACGUUCGGAUGCAAUGGAAGUAGACUUUGCUGGCUGGAUUUUGUCCUGCUUCUCAAACUAUAAACCAGAAGAUUUGGCAAGUCUGACCCAAGGUUUAUGGACGAUCUGGAAAGCGCGAAAUGACAAGCUCUUUAAUGGGAAAUCACAAGAUUCUGCAGUUGCCAUCCAAAAUACACUGAAAUAUUGGACAGAAUGGCUGGAAGCACAUGACACACCGCACCAAGGAGAGGAGCAGAAUGUAGCCAAAGUGUGGACACCUCCAUCGAUGAACCACCUGAAGAUCAAUAUAGAUGCAGGAUGGACGGGUGCUAUGAGCACAGGAUUUGGUCUUGUGGCACGCGAUCACAACUCCAACAUGAUGGUAGUUGCAUCUCAUAUGGAAAAUACUAGAUAUGAUCCAACAGUGGCAGAAGCUCUAGGCCUGCGAUGGAGCCUAUUUACAAUCAGAGACAUGGACAUGGAGGAUGUAAUAAUAGAGACGGACUCGCUCUUGGUCUACAAAGCAAUGACAACAGAUCGAUGCAAGCCAGCUAUAGAGCCCAUCAUCCAAGAUUGCAAGCAGCUGAGUAAUAUGUUUCCUGGCAUUUCCUUUUCUCAUGUAAACAAAAAGGCUAAUAACGCAGCCCAUAUUUUAGUUUCCUUGGCAAAUGAGUUCCCUUCCAAUGUGUGGUGGGAAAAUCCUCCUAGAGCAGUUGCAGAAGCUAUUUUUGUAGAUGCCUUUUCCACUCAUUAA
Molecule: messenger RNA, 741 nt
Organism: Lotus japonicus
Lineage: Eukaryota; Viridiplantae; Streptophyta; Magnoliopsida; Fabales; Fabaceae
Exons: 1
Coding region: 1-741 (246 amino acids)
Molecular function (GO): RNA-DNA hybrid ribonuclease activity; nucleic acid binding
Source: RefSeq, a predicted model, not a curated record